Xenia sp. Carnegie-2017 is the source of this 1767-nucleotide messenger RNA. RefSeq names its product leucine-zipper-like transcriptional regulator 1. Gene Ontology annotation, molecular function: protein binding. The transcript is spliced from 4 exons. NCBI's taxonomy places the organism in Eukaryota, Metazoa, Cnidaria, Anthozoa, Malacalcyonacea, Xeniidae. Gene Ontology annotation, cellular component: Golgi apparatus. Bases 220 to 705 code for a protein of 161 amino acids. The record is from RefSeq and is a predicted model, not a curated record.
CCUAUACUGCUGAAUAGUUCGCUGCUGCUGACUGCUGAUCAACAUCAAAGAUCAACAUUCAACGUUUGAUGAUUUGAAUUUGAACGGUUUGAUGUGUUGCAGAAGGAUGAACAUACAAAUUUUCCAUUCACAAAAACUCAUAAUAAAUAGUUAAACGCACAGGUUGAAUCAGGCACUCGUAAAUUUUUACCUGCGAUAGAAUAUGCAUCGGUUUUGAGAAUGCAUUGUCCAAGUGAAUCAAAUGAGAAAUUAGUGGAUAUUUUUGAAAAUUUGACUUUAGAUUUUGGACCGCACGAGACAGUACAUAGAUGGAAACGUAUGCCUGCUUGUGAUGAAUUUGUGGGAGCAAGACGUAGCAAGCACACAAUGGUAGCAUAUAACAGUGCACUCUAUGUCUUUGGUGGUGAUGAUGGGAAACGUAUGUUAAACGACCUGCUACGUUUUGAUACCACGGACUGUUCAUGGAGAAGUAUCAUAACGAACGUUCUACAGAAAAUAAGGAAUGACGAAGCCCGAGGCAUAUGCGUGAUGCCAAAAUGGCCAACUCAACCCAGGUAUCCUAUAGCUCUUACAAUGCUAGAGAAGCCACCAAUAGAACUAAAAGCAUUACCGAGUCUCCUCAUACAACCCAGUCAUCCAACAGAAGUACACCCCCUUUUCAAGAAACGCACCCUGAUUGUCUGCCUUUUAUCGGGGAAAAACUAGGAAACCAAAAUCUUUCACGGGCUGCUCAAAACAUUAUCAUAUCAUCAUGGAAAAAAGGUACUACAAAGCAAUACCGCACUUACCUAUUACGCUGGCAGGAGUUUUGUCGAUGUAAAGGAUUAUUGUUGUACAGCACUGGAAUGGCGAAUACCAUUGACUUCCUAACUGAAAUGUACAAAUCUGGACUAGGAUACAGUGCCAUAAACACGGCAAGAUCUGCACUUUCUUCAAUAAUACUACCUACUUCAGGUGCUACGUUUGGCAAAGACCCCUUAGUUUGCCGGAUUUUGAAAGGGGUGUUAGAACUUAAACCAUGCCUUCCAAAAUAUACCCACAUAUGGGAUGUUAACGCCGUUCCUAGUUACUUAAAAACAUUGGAUCCUACAAAGGAGAUGGCAUUAAAAUAAUAUCACAACAAAUCUGGCAACUCUACUCUGUUUACUAACCGGACAACAAUGCCAGACUAUACACAAAAUUAACUUAAAUUUUAUACAAUUUCAUGAUGAAGAAUGUACGAUCACGAUUCGUGAAAUACUUAAACACACAAAGGCAGGCAGACACCAACAACCUAUAAGAUUACAAAGCUACCCGACCGAUAAAAAAAACUAUGCGUCAUAGAGUACCUUAGACAAUACAUAACCCGUACUGAAACUUUAAGAGGACAACAAUCGCAACUUUUCUUCAGUUUCACCAAACCUUACAGUCUAGUGACCAAAGACACCAUUGCCAGAUGGGUUCAAAUCAACUUUGGAAAAGUCUGGAAUCAACACUAAGAAAUUUACAUGCCAUAGUACUCGGGCUGCCUCAACUUCAGAUACUAAAACAGCUGGAGUAAAUUUGAGACAAAUCAUGCUAUCAGCGGGAUGGUCAAAUGCUACUACGUUUGCAAAGUACUAUGAAAAAUAUGUUGAUACAGACACUUUUGGCAAAGUGGUACUAGACAGGACAGAAAACAAUGAAACUUUGCAUGCUACUAACAAAAUUUUAGCAUAAGUUAACUUUUAUGAGGUUCUGUUAAAUACAUGUAAAGUAGGGUACUUUAUUAAUAUUCUCUCAAACUGA